UCAUCAUCAUCUUCGUACCCAAGAAGCACAAAACAUUUCUCUCUGCCAUAUUUCUCAAAGUCUCUCUCUCUCUCAUAUUUCAACAAUGCGGAUUCCUUUUCUUCUUCUUCUUCUUCUUCUUUUUUUUGCGAUUUUUCGAUGAUUUCUUAGAAUCUUGGGAAGAAAUUGUACUAAAGAUAUCCAAAAAAGAAAAAAUCCACAGGUAAAAACCCUAAAAAUCGCCGUCCUCUGUCCGGCCAUUUUACCCAAAACCACCGUCCAUCCUCAGUCCCACGUUUUAAGCCUCACCCCUUCAUUUUCCAUUUCCUCUAUUCAUGUUCCGAUUCUCACCCAAAAAAACAGAGGAAAGAAUAAGGGGUUUCAUGAUCUGGGUUUAUGACUCCGGAUGAUGGAAGCGGAGAUAUCUUCUUUCACUAAUCUAAUAAAUCUGAAGGGUUUCUGCAGCCUCGUGAAGGAGAGACGGUGAAGUGCGUGCAAGAUUCGCCGCCUCUGAUUCUGCCCCUACGCAAGGCAGCACCCUUGGGGAAAAAACAGCGAUGAGGUACAACGGAGGUAGUAGGUUGGCUCAAUGCAGACAAAUCCAAGAAAGGAAAACCCCACUGAUCUCCAGUAGAUUGCCCAGGCUGCAAAUGCUUCUGCCCAAUGGAAUUUUCUUUAGACGUGAAUUCAGUGUGUUCGAUGAGUUCUUCAAGAAGAUUAAAGGUGAAGUCGACAGGAACUUGGAAUUUCAACAAUCCAUGAGGGAGAUUAAGGAGAAAGCAGAGGACUUGAAAGGGGUGAAUGAGGAUCUGAAAGACACUUCCAAUGUGAGCUCUGAGAUGGUGAAACGGUGAAAUGCAGAACAAAAGCAGACUAUUGAGCAGCUGUACAAGCAUGUAGAUGGUGUUUGGUCGCAGGCUCAAGAAAAACAAAAAAGGUAUAAAUCAUCCUCUAGUGGUUCUACAGUGUCUUCCCAAAGGUGAAUUAGCAAUAUGGAGUUUGACUUAAUUGAAGUACUUCUGGACAUAUAUUUUGUUUUCCCUAACUCUUUGUUCCUUGUUUUCCUCAACUCUUGGCUACUAAAGGAACUAAUUAAAAUUUAUGGGUACCUUUUUCUGGUUAGAGUGUAGCUACUUACAUCAAUAUAUUUUUUAAUGCAUUAUUCAUAUCUUUGGCAUCCAGCCUAAAGAAGAAUUGGAUAAUUUUUUAUUUGUCUAUAACUAGAAUAGUCAGUGCUGAAACAUAAUCUAUACUCCUAUUUUUCUUCCACAGAGCACAACAUUCUCUACUUACAAAUAAUGCAAAAACACACUAGAAAAAGAGAACAGACUGAGAGUCUUCUUCAUUCUUUAGUCCAGGACCUUAACCUUGGACUGGACGGUGUUACCUUAGUUUACAUGUAACUAUAUUACUGAUGCAGGAACAUUAUUUACAUAUAGUUUGCUAUUAUGCUUCAUACUGGCACGGUAUCUGUGGUGUCGGCUGCCUUUAGAUGUAUUUUACACGACUAUGAUAAUUUUGGCUCUAAAGUGGUGUAAACCACAAGUAUGCAAUAUGUUAUUCUAUUACAAAAAAAAAAAGAAAAAAAAGAAUUGGGAUAAGUUUUGUAUUAGCUAUAACUGGAAUACUCAUUUCUGAUACAUACUCCUAAUUUUCUUCCACGGAACACAGCAUUCUCUACUUACAAAUAUGCAAAAACACACUAGAAAAAGAGACAAACUGAGAGUCGUCU
Messenger RNA from Sesamum indicum (sesame), 1711 nucleotides. NCBI's taxonomy places the organism in Eukaryota, Viridiplantae, Streptophyta, Magnoliopsida, Lamiales, Pedaliaceae. The record is from RefSeq and is a predicted model, not a curated record.